AUGAGAAACUCAAAAGGAGGAUCCACAAUGGUAGCGGAUAGGCCCAAUAAUGGUCUCCUUGCCAGACCCAAAUUCGGAGCACUGUUGCAUUCCGAAUCAAAUAUCUUCUCGCCACGUCACAAAGCGUCCCACAUCGACGACGACAACUUCUCCGGCCACCGUCAAAGUAGCUCGUCGGCGAUGAGUCCGGGAUCAUCGGUUAGUGCUUCUCCCUACGCCAUGUCCCCUUGGAAUAAUCAAAAUUCUUCUCCGUACAACAAGUCUCCUUGGCUAACAUCCUCUCCGAUUAUUUUCACUCCUUACGAAGAAGAUCAUGAGAAUUUUCCUCGUAAUGGCUUAAUCCGGUCUAUUGUAAGAGAAGAGGGUCAUGUAUAUUCUUUAGCUGUUUCAGGGGACCUUCUCUACACUGGAUCCGACAGCAAGAACAUUCGGGUUUGGAAAAACAUGAAAGAAUUCUCCGGAUUUAAAUGCAGCAGUGGUUUGGUGAAAGCCAUUGUUAUCUCAGGUCAUAAGAUUUUCACGGGUCACCAGGACGGUAAGAUUCGAGUCUGGAAAGUCUCCCCGAAGAAUCCGCGGGUCCACAAACGAAUCGGGAGCUUGCCCUCUUUCAGGGAUUUUCUCCGGGGCUCCAUCAACCCAAAGAAUUAUGUUGAGGUCAGGAGGCGACGGAAUGUUCUCCGUAUAAGGCAUUACGACGCCGUUUCGUGCAUGAGCUUGAACGAAGAACAAGGGUUAUUAUACUCAGGGUCGUGGGACAAGACAAUUAAAGUCUGGCGAAUCGCCACGUCCAAAUGCUUGGAAUCUAUCACUGCUCACGAUGACGCCGUAAAUUCAGUUGUUUCUGGUUUCGACUCGUUGGUUUUCACCGGCUCGGCUGAUGGUACUGUUAAGGUUUGGAGGAGAGAGCUAAACGGGGAAGGGACGAAACAUUUCUUGGUUCAAACUCUACUGAAGCAAGAGAACGCGGUGACGGCUCUAGCAGUGAACGUAGAAAACGCCAUAGUUUACUGCGGUUCGUCAGACGGGUUGGUCAAUUACUGGGAACGAGAGAAGCACUUGUCUCACGGUGGGGUCCUCAGGGGACACAAGCUCGCCGUGCUUUGUCUCGCCGCCGGCGGAAACCUUGUCUUUAGCGGCUCCGCCGAUAAGAAUAUUUGCGUCUGGAGGAGGGAGCCCAGUGGGGCCCACGCCUGCCUCUCGGUGUUAACGGGUCAUACUGGGCCCGUCAAGUGUUUGGCAGUUGAAGAGGAAUGCUACGAAAAUCGGGGCUCCGAAAAGGACGGUGCGGUUGACCCGAGGUGGGUGGUGUACAGCGGGAGCCUCGACAAGUCAGUUAAGGUGUGGCGCGUGUCGGAGCACGUGCCGGACGUGAAUCGGGGUAGAGCGUGGGAGCAUCAAUAUGGGAGUAGCGGCCAAGGGUCGCCCAAUGAGUCCGUUGUUAGUGGUCGGUCGAGCAUAAGGUCGGCUGCGGAAAGGAGCUUUAACCGUAGGCACGACCAAAACUAAAAGAACGUCCUAAGCAGUAUCUCUGGGAACAAGCCAACGCGCUUUCGAUGGUCGUUGAUGGUACCCGCCAUCGGAUUGGUUCUGGGGUGGCCUAGCAUCGUUUUGUGGUUCCGUAAUAACCUUCAUACGACUGGCCACCGUCAUUCGUUAAAGGUUUCUGGACUCUUUUAUCUCUGGAUUGCAUUGAUUUUUUUUGGUUGCCGUCCUACAUAACUACUAACCAAUAGGAGUGUGCCACGUAACAAACAAUUGGUCGAUCUUUCUGAAACUGCAAGUGUACGUAUGAUUUUUUGUAUUUGUUUUUCUCUUCCAAAGUACAAAUUUUGCCUAAAAAAAUUUUCAAGAAAAAAAUACAAAGUUCAAAAUGUCAAACCCCUUUCUGUUUAUAUGUAUUUAUUAUAUUAAUUAUUUGAAAAGGAGUUGGGUUUGCUGUUUCUUAUUUUUGUAAGUUUCAUUUUAUACGUUAUAGUCCAAAAGAAGGUUUAGUGACCUAAAUGUUGAAUUGAAAAUUUACGAGUGUUUGUACAUAUUUGGUUUUGUUGGGUUUGACUUUGUGCAAAUUUGUGUUGUUAUAUAAUUGUUAUACAUAAUAAGUCGUAUGCGUACAAUUCAAA
Messenger RNA from Cannabis sativa, 2120 nucleotides. Its product is annotated as protein JINGUBANG. The transcript has a single exon. The coding region runs from base 1 to 1506 and encodes 501 amino acids. Lineage: Eukaryota; Viridiplantae; Streptophyta; Magnoliopsida; Rosales; Cannabaceae. Gene Ontology annotation, molecular function: protein binding. The record is from RefSeq and is a predicted model, not a curated record.